AUGGCGGCCAGAUCUGAUCAGUGCAUGAGCACCUGUAUCGUUCCUUUCUUCAUGCUAGCGUUCAUUUCGUUGUUUUUCGAUAUACUCAACGUCAUCUCACUUCUUGCGGCGCCAUACCCUGGAGCGGGCAACAUGUUUUCCAGCGAUUGCCCGAAACCAUUGGAAGCGACGUUGCGGAAGAACACCACCAUCUUUUUGAAAGAUGCGGCUGUGAAUGGCACGGCCGAGUACAUCAUUCCAGCAAACACAAAGGUAGACAUCCCACGCAACUUGUGUAGUAAUGCAUGGGUCGUCGCAAAUGUAGCAAUGCUUCUCGGCGUUCUUUUGGAUGCUGCUGCGACUGGCCCUCAGCAAUUCCGCCUAACUACAGCUAGGUUCGUGUCUUUUCAGUAG
Molecule: messenger RNA, 393 nt
Organism: Symbiodinium natans
Lineage: Eukaryota; Dinophyceae; Suessiales; Symbiodiniaceae
Source: the annotation of a GenBank genome assembly